Messenger RNA from Eruca vesicaria subsp. sativa (arugula), 246 nucleotides. The record is from the annotation of a GenBank genome assembly. Lineage: Eukaryota; Viridiplantae; Streptophyta; Magnoliopsida; Brassicales; Brassicaceae.
AUGGAGAAAACGUCUCUCAAGCUUGUCUUCCUGUUCUCCCUCACAAUCAUUUUCUUUUGUUCGUCUCUAGGUGAUGCAAGAGAGAUGGUGAAGGAAGAAGUGAACUGCAUGCCGCCAGUAGAACCUAUAAUGGACUCUUAUGAGGCUAAUGCAUCUUGCCGUAGAGACAAUGAAUGCAUCAAGUACUGUCCUAAAGGCUGCAUGAUUGUUAACUGUAAUUUUGGAACAUGUUUCUGUGAGUGCUAA